CUCCUAUGCCUUGUCUGUAAAUGGAAUGGGAAUUGUAAAAAGCAUUUUCCCUUUUCUUUUAUGUUUAGGUCUAGGUCACUCUCUUCCUUCUUUCUUUUCUUACUUUCUUUUUCUUUCUUUCUUUUGUUUCGUUCUUUGUCUCGCUCUCUUUCUUUGAGAAUGCCUAGGGGUAGACUACAUUCUGAGCCUGAAUAACCCACGCUAUUCUUCCUGGGCUUUUUAUAUCAUACCUUGAGAACCACUGGAUGGCAGUAGGCCUGUAGUAUCUUUUUAGUGGUACACAAAAAGAAGACAUACCGGAAAUGACAUCACAUACAUUUCGCUCUGUCAGAAACUAUGGCUGGCUACUGUGCCUACUUUGUCAACAUAGGAUGUGUAUUAGGCUAUAGAUCUAGUGUUUUAUAUAAUUUCGUUGAACCAGUCUUGUGAUUCGUUGCCGGGCUGUAUCUCCUUUUAGACAUCCCUGAUUAUUAGUGUUUUAGGGUUGCAAUGAGUGAUGUGGUUGAAAGAACUCUCACUGCUCUCCCUGGACUGCUGUCGUUGGACUUACAAACUGGAGCCGGGAAACUUUCCUCCACUUCAAAAUUAGGGAAUUUGAUCAGAAGUAUCACUGAACUGACAUCCAAGCAUGACGAAGAAAAACUCAUUAAACGAGAACUGGCUGCCAUUAAGGAGCAGGUCUCGUCACCCAACACAACUAUGCGACAGAUGAAGGAGACAAUGGUGAGGAGCAUCUACUGUGAGAUGCUGGGAUACGAGGCAGACUUCACCUACAUCCACGCCAUCAAGCUGGCUCAACAGGGCUCAGUGCUGGAGAAGAGAGUAGGGUACCUCGCAGUUUCUCUGUUUCUCAAUGAAAACCAUGAGCUGUUACUGCUCCUCGUCAACACAGUAUUAAAGGAUCUUCAGAGCACAAACCUAAUUGAAGUGUGUAUGGCUUUAACCGUCGUUAGCCAAAUAUUCCCCAGAGACAUGAUACCGGCUAUUCUGCCCCUGGUGGAGGAGAAGCUGAAUCACCCAAAGGAGAUUAUCCGUCGGAAGGCAGUGCAGGCGCUGCACAAGUUCUACCUGAUCGCGCCCAACCAGGUGCAACACAUCCACAGUAAGUUCCGGAAGGCCCUCUGUGACAAAGACCCAGGCGUCAUGGCCGCCUCUCUACACAUCUACCUACAGAUGAUCAAGGAGAGUGCAGACAGCUACAGGGAUCUGGCGGGCAGCUUCGUCACCAUCCUGAAGCAGGUGGUGGGAGGGAAGCUUCCGGUAGAUUAUAACUACCACAGCGUCCCCGCACCCUGGGUCCAGAUCCAGCUGCUCAGGAUCCUGGCUCUGCUGGGCAAGGACGACCAGAGCACUAGUGAGCUGAUGUAUGAUGUCCUGGACGAGUCGAUACGAAGAGCCGAGAUCAAUCACAAUAUCACCUAUGCCAUCCUAUUUGAGUGUGUGAAAACCAUCUACACAAUCCACCCCAAAGAAGAGCUGCUGGAGAAAGCUGCAAAAUGCAUCGGAAACUUUGUUUUAUCGCCCAAAAUAAACCUCAAAUACCUUGGGUUGAAGGCCUUGACAUAUGUUGUCCAGCAGGAUGCCAAUCUCGCCCUGCAGCACCAGAUGACCAUCAUAGAAUGUCUAGAUCAUUCUGAUAUCAUCAUCAAAAGAGAGACACUAGAGUUGCUGUUCCGCAUCACCAAUGCCCAGAAUGUGACGGUGAUAGUGGAGAAGAUGCUGGAUUUCCUCCGGCUGUGCCACGAGGACUACGCCAUCAUCGACCUGGUGGCCAAAGUAGCAGAACUGGCAGAGAAGUAUGCCCCAGAUAACCGGUGGUUCAUUGAGACCAUGAGCACCAUCUUCACUGUUGGGGGCGAACUGAUGCAGCCAGACAUCCCCAGCAACUUCCUGAGGCUCCUGGCAGAGGGGUCUGACAGCGUAGAGGAUGACAGGCUGUUGAGGACGUACGCUGUGGAUUCGUACGUCUCACUGCUUCAAACCAACCCCACCAAGCUACCUCAGCGCUUUCUACAGGUUAUCAGCUGGGUUUUGGGGGAGUACUCCCACCUUGUAGAUGACCUGAGUCCCUGCCUUGUCAUCGACCUGCUCGUGCGUCUUCUAGAGCGACCCGCUGUGGCCUCUGACACGCGGAGCUGGGUUAUGACGGCCGUGGGCAAACUGAGCACGGGCGCUGGUGGGGGCACUGGCGCUGGCGGGGGCACGGCCGAGGGGGGGGCAGGCCUGGUGCAGCGGGUGUCCCAGCAGCACAGCUCGUCUCUGGACACGCAGCUUCGUCAGCAGGCCCUGGAGCUGCAGCUGCUCAGCCAGGACCCGGAGCUCCACACCAGGGUGCUGCCCCGCGGGGCUGUCUGGGGCAGCCUGGAGGUGGACUCAUCCUUGUCCUUCCUGGAUGGGUUUGUGUCCGAGGCUUUGGCGAGAGGAGCGGCCCCAUAUAAACCCCCCCACCAGAGACAAGAGGAGCUGAGGCAGGAGAAAGCCCUGUCCCUGGAGCCGUAUGCUCUGUCUCUGCCCAUCAGCCUGUCCUCCUGCAGCAUAGCAGACCGGCAGUCUCCCACUCUGCUCUCCAUCAGCUCCGGCCUCUCAGGAAACAGCACUGAGCUCCCACACAGAGCCGGUUCGGGCUCCUUGAAGCUGGAGGGGGUGAAGCGGGUGUGGGGUAAAGACGGCUACCUGCCCCAGAGGGAGGUGCCAGAGGGGCCCUCCAUCCUUCAGGAGGCCAGUGCCCCAGCACCUCAAACCUUCCCCCAGCAGGGCGGCGCUCUCACGCCGCCGAGUGCUGACCCCUCAGAGGAGGACCGGGACAAACAGCAGCUGGCCUCGUCUCUCUUCGUAGGACUCAGCUCCCAUAAUUCCACAUGUCUGAUGGGGAAGCCAGAGGCCCCCGUCCCCCAGCGCUUCCGGAGGAAACACAAAAACACUGACUCCGCCUCCGCCUCCUCCUCCUCAGACUCUUCCCACUCCCCCCAUGACGCUGCCAAUCACUUCCUGUACAGCAGCCUAUUGGAGGAAGGGCCCGCCUCUCCCAUCAUGCUCGCACAGAACUCUCUAGCUCCACCCAAACGUACCGAGGCUAAUGGCACGCACACAAGAGGGGACACUCCUGUUCUCCCAACAGCCAACGGAGUAGCUGAGGUGGGUGAUCAAGAAGCCCCUCCCUCUCUCACGAUGGCCAAUGAGGAGGCGCCGUCCCCAGGAGUGGGCAGACACAGAGACCCUCCACUGCUGAUGGGGGGGAUGAAGUUGGUCCAGCCCUGCCCUCCGCAUCCUGCCCCCAGAGCCUCCACCCAGAGCAGCGCAGAGGGGGCUGAUCCCCCCCAGCUCCCCGAACUACCCCCCGAGCCUGAUCACCUGCCCCCGGAGCUGAGGAACCUGCCCCACUCUGACAUGGCCCCCCUGGCCUCCGACCAGAGCCUGUCCCUGUCCUGCUGCCGCGUCCACCGCGAGGACGCCCUCGUGCUCGUCCUGCAGAUGUCCAACGCCUGUGGCGCCGCCCUGCUGGACGUCUCUGUGGAGCUGCAGUGCCACGAGCUCAAGGUGGCCAGCCUCAGAGGGAAUGCUUUAGAGAGUCUUCCAGCCCAAAGUGUGAGAGUGUGUUGGUACACUCUGCUGAUGGAGGCACCUCACACACACGUGAUGGUGACGGGGUCGGUGUCCUACAGAGAGGAGUCUGGACCUUCGCACGCGCUGGAGAUCAGCAGCAAGCUCUCCCUGGCCGACUUUCUCAGACCGCUAGUGCUGUCCACAGAAGAGUAUGGGAAGCUGUGGUUGUCCCUCUCGCAGGACGUCAAGCAGAACCUGACGCUCCUGGACCCCGAUGGUGACCCUCUCUGCUCCUCUCUCAGCGUUCUCAAAGACAAGCUACAGCUCCAUGUAGUGGACAUCAUAGGGUCGGAGGGCAUCGUGGCGUGCAAGCUCCUGCAGGGGGCGCCGUGCCUGCUGCACUGCCGUGUCCACGCGGGCGCUCUGGCCGUGUGGCUGCGCUCGCCUGUGCCCGGCCUGCCCGACUGCCUGCUCUACCACCUCCAGAGGGCCCUGCAGGAGCGCUGAGCUCCGACCCCCCCCCCCCCCCCCCGAGCAUCGACCAUUCUCUCCGCUUCUCAUGCGCCCCCUCCAGCAGGAACACUCACAGCAGGGUGGUGGUGGGACUGAACAGCUGACACUACUGGACAGCAGAGGAAGUGUGGCAAGUCUUAAAGCGAGGUGGAGGUGAAACAUGGAGGCCGGGUGAAGACUGAGGGCUGUAUGCGUGGCUGAAGACUGAAGAAUGAGGGAAAAAGUGUAUCAUGCGUUAUAAUAUUUAUCGCUUUUAAUAUUUCCAUGUUGCGUUUGUGUUGCGUUUGGGUUUGGGUUGGUCGUAGCUGUCAAUCUUGUAGGUCUGAGACGCCUCUGCUGCCCUCUGAGGAAGGACCCAGAGCCCAGGGGUUCACCCCCCUCCAGUUCACCCCCCUCCUGUUCCCCCCCUCCUGUUUCCGCAACCGCUUCCACCAUUCCCAUCUCCACUCGCUCGUCUGCAGAAGCAGCGGGUUUGGUCUGAAGCACUGCUAAUGCUGGUGAAGUAACACUGGAGAGCAAACUUAAUGGAAAUGGCCAAUGGAUUUCUCCCAAAUAUAGAACAAGUCUGCAAUAACUUUGUUUUGAUCUAUGCAGUGUUUUGUAAAAAAGUUUAACCAGUAGUUGGUCUCAACACAUUUUUAAGUUGCUAAAAUGUAUUUUUGUAUUUAAUAGCUAACAUUGCCUUAUAAGGCUGUAAUGGUCUUUUUUUGUUUAGAUUUAAAAAUGUUCAACUUCAGUAUCUAUGUUCUGCUUCCCUCCAGUGAUGACAAACUGACAAACAAAUAGGUAGACGCUCAACGUCGACUUUAACAGUGUGAUGCUGCUGUGUGUUGCGGCUGCGCAUAUUGCUCAGAGACUCUGGAAGAGAUUUUGGGAAAGCUGAGUGGUCAGGCUGGUGCCCUAUUUUGGGCCUGAGAUGAGAAAUACGCUCUCUGGUGGUGUACGAACGCUAUGUCCGAUGCCUCUAAUAAAUAGGACUGAUGGCC
Clupea harengus (Atlantic herring) is the source of this 5042-nucleotide messenger RNA. RefSeq names its product adaptor related protein complex 4 subunit epsilon 1 (gene ap4e1). Gene Ontology annotation, biological process: vesicle-mediated transport; intracellular protein transport. The record is from RefSeq and is a predicted model, not a curated record. Gene Ontology annotation, cellular component: membrane coat; AP-4 adaptor complex. Lineage: Eukaryota; Metazoa; Chordata; Actinopteri; Clupeiformes; Clupeidae.